Acanthamoeba castellanii str. Neff is the source of this 999-nucleotide messenger RNA. Its product is annotated as linker histone H1 and H5 domain containing protein. The record is from RefSeq and is a predicted model, not a curated record. Gene Ontology annotation, biological process: nucleosome assembly; chromosome condensation; negative regulation of DNA recombination. The transcript has 2 exons. The coding region runs from base 1 to 999 and encodes 332 amino acids. Gene Ontology annotation, cellular component: nucleus; nucleosome. NCBI's taxonomy places the organism in Eukaryota, Discosea, Longamoebia, Acanthamoebidae. Gene Ontology annotation, molecular function: double-stranded DNA binding; structural constituent of chromatin; nucleosomal DNA binding.
AUGCCGAGAGAACCCAUCCCGCGUCGGGCCAAGGAGGUGAAGCGCGAGCCCACGGACUACGUGUCGCUCAUCCAGCCGGCCUUCCAGCCGUCGCAGGUGGUCGGCCACCGCAAGAAGGAGGAGGAAGCCAAGAAGGAGGCGGCGACCAAGAGCGCGGCCACGCCCAAGAAGAAGCUGACCCAGAAGCAGCGCAACGGGAAGCCCACCUAUGCGAGGAUGAUUGCGAACGCUCUCGUCCAUCUUCAGGAGAGGACCGGCUCGAGCGGCCCCGCUAUCGCCAAGCACAUCGAGGCCAACUACGGCAAGAACCUUCCCGAUAACUUCAAGAUCUUCCUCCGUCGCGCAUUGAAGAACGCCGUCGAUGAGGGCAUUCUGAGGCACGAGGGCGCGCGCUACCGUCUCUCGAGCUCGGGCAAGUACAAGCUCGGUCUCAAGAAGAGGAAGAAGGCCCCCAAGAAGAAGUCCUCCUCCUCGUCGUCGUCGUCUUCGAGCAAGAAGAGGAAGUCGAGCUCUUCGUCGUCGCGCUCGAAAUCGCCCAGCCGAUCGAGCAAGAAGUCGUCGAAGGACAAGAAAAAGAAGAAGACCAAGAGCAGCAGCAGCUCCUCCUCAUCCUCCUCUUCGUCUUCUUCCAAGGCGAAGGAGGCCAAGAAGCCGUCUUCUCGUUCGACUCGAUCCUCCUCGUCGUCGCGCUCUUCCUCAUCGUCGUCCUCGUCUUCUAAGUCGUCCGAGCCCAAGCUGACGCCCGCCGGCUACGAUCACUACUGGCAGUUCCAGGAAGGUAGCCGUUGGCUUCCGUACGAUGCGACGGCCUCGGACGUCGUCGAGAAGGCAUACCUCGAUUACAAGAAGAACCCCGGCAUGUGCGACGUCCGCGCCGUCAAGAGCGGUCAGUGGCAGUACCAGGUCGAUUUCCUCAACAACAAGCAGACCAACAUUCAGCAUGAGAACCACACCGUGAGGUCCAUUCGUCGUGUAGCAGUAGGCAAGGAGUCUCCCUAA